GCAACCCGGACGAUGCCCCGGAUGCAGCAGGCAGUAUGGCGGACGCGGAGAGCGACAUGGAAACCUACGGGCUUGAAUUAGCCUUGGAGGCUCUGCGCGGCCGUUAUUGCGGCGAUGGGUCGCGACCGAAAAGCGACGACUAUUGUCGGGAGUUUUGCAAGGUGGUGGAAGAGUACACGGGCCAGUGGCAAGUUCCUCUCCCUCAGCUCAAAGUGCUGCGGACCGCACUCUGCAGUUUCACAAAAGCCACCGCCAAGUUCCCUGACGACUGCCAACACAUCCACAACAUCCUCAGCCGUAUGGCCUUGAGUUUCUUUGAACUGAUGCUGUUUUUUAGCAAGGAGGAAUUUGGGGAAGAACCUUUAAAAUUCAUCUUCGAAUCCUAUCAGGCGUGCCACGUGGAGCUUUUAAGGCACAGGAACGUACAUCUUCAGCAUCUAAAGCAGAUCAUGAAAGCAGGCGGCCCCUGGGAGAAUGAAACGCUGCAAGGAAUCUUGAAGCAAAAAGAUUUGCCUGCAAAAGAGGUUGAGGAAUACUUCAGCUCGGAGUUGCCCGCUUUCUUGGAGCUGCGCGUUCGCUACCUGCAAGCUUGUGAAAGAAUCCAAGAAGCGUUGGCUCUGUCCAAAGUCUGUCUGGAGAAGCAGAGGACCGGAGGACAUCUGUACUUCCGUCAGGCGUACUUAACCUGCCUCUACAAGGCACAGCUGCAUGAACACCUUCACAAGGAGAUGGCAAAGCUCGAUGGCCGCGAUGCCGUGGAGAUCAUCUGCAACACGGAGCGAGUUGAAAAAGAGGAGCUCCUUCUGUCGCUAUGCAAAGCCUUCCUUGCCCAGCAGUUACAUGGCGGAGACAUGUACUACACGUGGGACUUGGUGUUCAUCUGGAGCAGGUUGCAUCUGCGUGCUCACCCGUCAACACAAGACUUCCUGGCUGAGUGCUGGCAACUGGCUUCUUGUGCCACCAACGCCCGGGCCCUUUUCCCAUUCAUCAAAGUGAUUACCAGUGAGGUGGGGGUCGACGGCGUGGAAGUGUGUGUGGAGCUCUGUGGCCGAGCCUUGCAGCUGUGUGACAUGCACACUGACGCCGUCGCUCAGUCGCUGGUCUUCAAGACCAUCGCCUUCCUGCUGCCCAGUGACCUGGAGAUCUGUCGAGCAUGCGCCCUGCUGGUCUUCUGUCUGCAGCCCAGCCUGGAGACCUACCGAACUGUGGGCCUGCUCUACAUGCACCCUGACCAGGAGUCACAUCCACACAGCAGUCGUGUCCGAACCAACGUCCGCUUCAAAAUUCUGCAGAUGCUCAAAGAACGUUUGUGUUUCGACCCCGAGUUUUGGAACAUCCUGACACUCAGGAGUCGUUGCUUGGAGUUGAUCGGUGACAAAGUGACCCAAGAUGCCGUUCUCAACGAGACUGAGGAGGAAAAGGACUAUUGUGAUGAUGAGCUGCUGACGAGAACUGUCACAGAUGAUUCUAACACUAAAGAUUUAGGUCCCUGCGAGUGCACUGGCACUCCAGCGGAGAACCAGGACCCUCCACAUGAACCUAUUUCUGAGAGCAAGAUUGUAAGCCCAUUGAGUCACGCGCCUGUCAGGAAGAGAAAACUGCAGAAGAGAAUCCAACUCUACGACGAUCAAGUAGACGAAGAGAACGAUCCCGAGUUCAAAUACAACCUCAAACCUUCCUCUGGGUCUGAAAAGGCCGUCUACGCACUGAGACACAAUCACACCCGGAGGGAAAACUCUGACGACACGCUCCCUCUUAACCGGGAAAACUUGUCCCGCUGUGUGAAAAGCCAGAUCUUGACGAGGAAGGGCAGGAGGAGGAGAUGGCUGCAGGGUCUUCCCACGCUGGAGAAGGCACCGAACGUUCAGCAGAAGUUGGUGGUGGUGAAAGGGAAAAAGCGGGGCAGGAAGCCUUUGUACAGAUGGGAAGUCUCCUACCCCGAUAAUGAGUUACCCCUUCCCAGGGAGGAGUGUGGGCCGGACCCCGCAGAGGAGGAGAUGCCUCACCUGGAGAACGAGGUGGAACUGGAGCGUGCACACUUGGAGAAGCGAGGCCAAGAUUGUGAUGUUCGUGACGCCCUCGCCGUCCAAGGGGAGCCAGAGCUCGACGGACCUCCGUUGGACGUGGCCAACUUCCCAGUGGAAGUGCGCCACAGUUACCAUCUUCAGUCCACACACCCUGACAACGACACGGGACAGCCCGCGGAAGCACCCGCGCUCGGACCAGGAAAGUCACAACUCGCCAAGAAGUCCAAGCCAGCGGCGAAAAGAGGCCUCACGUGGAAGGAGAAGGUUGAGCGAGGUCAAAAAUAUGCGCACAUCAAGUACCACUGUGGCGCCUGUAAGAAAAUCUACAAAGGCUUGAACGUUUGCAGACAUGCUGUUGCUCACCUGAAGACCAGCAGCAUCUGCAUCCUGUGUGAGAAGCUCUUCCAGCACCACCAAGUGGCCAAGAAGCACAUCUGGGAUCACAUCCAGGAAAUGAGCAAGAACAACAAUAACGACAGCCAGGAAGCCCCAACCACCAAUGGGAUGGCCAAGAAGCUGCCUGAAAAGCUGCCUGAAAAGCUGCCUGAAAAGCUACCUGAAAAGUUGCCUGAAAAGCUACCUGAAAAGCUGCCUGAAAAGCCACCCAAAAAGCCGCCCAAAAAUCCGCCUAAAGUUUCGAAGAAGGAAAUUCAGAGAUUAGCGAAAGUGGAAAAUGCCAGCCUCGGUCGGGAGGCUCGAAUCAUCCGCAACUUCCGCUCGCUCAUGAAGAAGUUGAAGAAAGGCGACGCCAACGUGGCGACGCUGCUAAACUUCACAGACGAGCAGGUCGUCAUCAAAGACAGCCUGGUGGUGGUCUCAAGUGCACACGGGACCACGAAGGAGGAGGGACCGCAUGGACAGGACAAGUCGGCAGGAGAAAACGGCUACGGUGUGGACCUCAGGUGUGUCCUGUGUCCCUCUCUGUCCUGUGAUCGAGUCUUCGUUAAAGUCACCUCCGCGGUGAUCAGGCAUGCCAUCAGAUGUCACCUCCACGAGGACCAGGUGCUGGACAAGGUCUUCCUUUGGGCCAAGCACAAGUGCGCCUUCUGUCCCAGGAAACUGGGGAUCCUGCAGCACUACAAAGACCACAUGAGGCGCCACGAUCCUUCCCUGCCGCACUUCUGCUACCACUCGCACUGUGACGCACGCUUCCUCACGCCGCAGCAGCUGAAGGAGCACGUCAGUACCCACAAUCCCUUUCUGCCCCAGUGCGUCUUCGCCAACUGCGACAAGCAGUUCUUCACCUUGCCCAGUCUCCUGGACCACGAGUGGAGGCACUACGUUCCGGUGCCCGACGUGGACUCCAACGCCAACCGACUGCUGAGGGAGAGCAUCACGGCUCCUUGGAAGCAGAAGGUGAGGGUGGAGGAACUCUGGCUGCACAAACCGGCGCCGAGGGACACCCUCAGGGGGGACCGCGCGGGUGGCGGGUCUGACCUCGGACCUGCGGGGGAACCCAGCAGAGUUGGCCAGGAGGCUUGUCCGAAGGCCACGCAGAACAGGCCUGUCAACGGCUGUGAGGACACUGGACCGGAAGACUGGGUCGCCUCGCCCCCGAGCACUCACGCGGCGCCUGCCAAAAAGUCCCCGACCGCCAAUCCCGUUUUGGACCCCUUGAACGCCAAGAAGCCGGAGAGGCGGACUCUGUUGGACGAGGCGGUCCAACUCGACGUCCUGGAGCCGCUCAUCAUCAAGACCUUCGGACCCCGGGAGGACUCGUGCUCGCCGUCCAGGAAAAAACCUUUCAUGCGCCCGCCGCCCUGCAGCUACAUGGACGAGUCUCUGCUGGUCAUGCGCAGGAGGAGAGACACGUACCACUCGGCUCCGGUUGAGAGCUCCUGGUGCACCAAAUCUAGGUCCAACCAGCCCCACUCACAGGGCCAGGGCACGCCUAAAGAGCGGGUUAGACAUCGAUGCAUCAGGUGCUUGUCCUCCUUCAGCAGCCUGGAAGACUUGGACAAACACAAGAGUCUCAACACCUGCUCCGCGCUCUUUGGAUUCGACUCGGAUGAGGAAAGUUAGUCCGCCGCCUUAUUGAUAUCUCAGUCUGCUUAUUGAUAUCUCACUCUGCUUAUGGAUCAACGAUCCACCUUUCGUUGCCGACGACUAUCAAUAAUAAUUCUAAUAAUCAUGUCCUUAGGAGUGUCUUCCAAGUCAAACUUUGACCUAACCAUUAAUAUUUAAAAUCAUGUAUUUGUGCUUCACAGCUUCCACAUUAAAUUACUUUAAAUAAAUGUUUAUUCCAGCAAUCGCCAAAAUGUAUGAAAAUGUCUCAUACUGUACAUGAUUUACUUCUUGCCUCCACAGUAUUUCACUGGAGUUAAUAAGUAGUUUGAUUUGAACGCAGAAGAAAAGUCUUUUUGCUUGAUUGUGAACAAAUCUAAUUAAUAAUUUAUGAUUAUUUUUGUAGAGAACUGUCUAUAUGUACAAACGAAAAGUGAUUUUUUUUUUUAUAUAGAUAUAUGGUUCAUAACGCCAAACUAUUUUUGUUACACAGAGUGUACGUUUCAAUAAAACAAUGAAACAAUCAGU
Messenger RNA from Nerophis ophidion (straightnose pipefish), 4559 nucleotides. Its product is annotated as zinc finger protein 654-like. The record is from RefSeq and is a predicted model, not a curated record. The coding region runs from base 36 to 4049 and encodes 1337 amino acids. Gene Ontology annotation, molecular function: DNA-binding transcription factor activity, RNA polymerase II-specific; DNA binding. Lineage: Eukaryota; Metazoa; Chordata; Actinopteri; Syngnathiformes; Syngnathidae. Gene Ontology annotation, cellular component: nucleus. Gene Ontology annotation, biological process: regulation of transcription by RNA polymerase II. The transcript has 11 exons.